AAGCCACCGACUUUCUUCCCCCUUGAAAAGCCGGUGAGAUCUUGAUGAAAUUCCUUCCUUUUCUUGUUGAAUCACAAGAUUUAGGACCUAGAAUCUUCCCUCUCAACCCAGAAAAAUCCCGGUUCUGCUCUGCUCUUCUCCCCUGCAGCCGGCAAGAGCCCCAGCUACCGCCACCCAUUUCCAGCCAGGAACACCGGCCAACCUUGGGGAUUUCUCCCUAUUUUCUUGUUCUAGAACAGCCAUUAAACCCAGAAUUUCCAGAUCUGUUCUGUUUUGCGUCUUCCUCCCUUUGUUGUCCGCCGGCUGCUAUGUGGGUGUGAGGUUUUUGGGAUUUUUCUGCCGUGAGUCCCCUGCAGAAAAUUCCCGCCGGCCUCUUCCCCCCUGCAGCUUCGGUUCUUGCUGGAAAAUUCUGGUUUUGCUCGUUCUGUCACCGUAGCACUUGGGUUAGCCUUCUGUUCUGUGUGAGUGAGGUAAGUAAAUUAUGGUAAAGCCCUUCGAUUUUAAAGUAUGUUUUAAUUGUUUUUGAGAUGGUGGCAAGGUUUAAAUUGAUUUUAAAUUGAUUUUAUCAGCAUCUGAAUGUGAUUAAACUGAAAUGGAAAUUGUGAUGGUUUUCAUGAGAAUUUCAUUGUUUUUCUGGAGUUAUUGCACCGAGCAUGAUUGGUUUGAAAUGAAACUAUUUUCAUUGGUGUUGAGUACAGCAUGCCUAUUUGGAAUUGACUGAACUGUUUUGAUGAACUGAGAGUUUGUAAAUUUUGAGUUUUCUGAUAAAUCCAUGCCCACAUGGAAUUUUUCUGGUUAUUUCUGAAAUUGGGAUUGAUUGUGAAAUCCGAGUUUUUCUGUAAACUCUGCAUGGUUUUGUCUCGGAUAUAGUCAUGAUUAGAGUUUUAUAAACGCUAGCACAUGUCGACAUGUUUACUGAUAUGACCGGUCCAUUCUGUAACCCUACCAAUGGGGUUAAACAUUGGUAAUUACUAUUGCUUGCCAGUGGGAGUUGUAAACACUAGUACCAUUACUGACGCCUGCCAGUGGGAGUUGUUAAACACUGGCACUUCUGUAACCUUGCCUAUGGGGUUAAACAUUGGCAACUACUGUGCCCGUCAGUGGGAGGUUUAUAAACGUUGGCCAUGACUUAUAGAUGAGACUAUUGAACUGAGUUUUCUUUUGCAUUGACGGUUUGUCAUGAAACGUUUUGUUAUUGAACUGAAUCUGAUUUUGCAUUGACGAGUUGUCAUUGAAUGCUUUGCAAUUAAACUGAAUCUGAUUUUGUCACUGAGCAUUUUGGUUAUAUUAAACUGUCUAUCUAGCGUGCUUAAAAGUUUUACCCAAGGGCUAUCCAUAUUUACUUACUGAGAUAUUUUAUCUCAUAGUUUUCCUUGUCCACCAUUUCAGGAAGCGAUACCGAGGACGGGGAAACCGAGGGGAGUGACGAGUUAGAAGGGUAGCUAUUUCGAGAUUGGUAUAGAUUUAGAAAUAAAUCAUGCUCUUGUAAGCUAGAGUGUAUUUGGAGAUUUUAUGAUAUCAGAGCAGAUGGUAAAAUUUUAUCUUGAAAUUUUGUGGUAUUAGAUUGUGAUUUGAAUAAGUUUCGAGCCUUUUGCACUUGUGGGACUCGUCUAAUGAGUGCACGGCGUCUGUCGCGUCCCUGGAUUUGAGUUCUGGGGCGUGACAAUGAAAAUGAACCAUUCUACAUUUUGACCAGUCAAGUGCUGAAUCGAUCCCAGUGAUGUUAUAGUGAUUUAUUCAAAUAAUUCUUUUCAAUAACUUCCAACAGAAAAGUUAUUACAUUUAUCUUCUAGGAGUUUUGCAAAUUCACUUCUAGCUCUGGAAUUGGUUUCCAUUUUAUACAAGGAAAAAAAAAGACUUUCAACCUUCUCUUUUAAUCUGUAUCAUUUUCGUCCUAAUAACUUUCUUUUUCUGUA
Messenger RNA from Rubroshorea leprosula, 1916 nucleotides. Lineage: Eukaryota; Viridiplantae; Streptophyta; Magnoliopsida; Malvales; Dipterocarpaceae. The record is from the annotation of a GenBank genome assembly.